GAGGCGCGCGCCGCGCUGGGGUCUCCCGGCAACCGGAAUAACAGAGGCCAGCUAAGAGCGCCUGCGCGGCUGUCGGUUGCCGAAGGGUCUGGUCUUGAAAGCUAGGUCCUGGGGUUUCCCCUGAGCAGGAGCGGUCCCGAGAGCCUCAGGUACCGGGAAGGGAGAGGAGAGACAUGGGUUCACACCGUGAACUCCCGAGGACCGAGGGGCAGGAGAGCGAGGGCUUGCCCCUCAAAUUGGAGUGUCCAGUGAGGGUUCCCGCAGAUCCUCCAGGACAGAACAUAACUUCCGCAUUCCGGAUCUAAAGCCGGCCAUGGUCAGGUCAAAGGGCCCCCACCUCUCAAGUAGCCGGCCUCCACCGUCUGUGCCACCUGGACUCCUUGGACAAAGUGUUUGACAACCAGGCACCUGCUCCAGGUUCCAGUGGCCUCUGUGCUCCUUGGAGUCCUGCACGGUUCCAGAGGAGGAAAGCCCUGAGAACUCUUUGCACUGGUCACCAGGCAGGCAUUUUUCUUAACCGUAUGACGUUUAGUUUACAGGUGAAGAAACUGGGACCAGCAAGGGAAAGUUGCUUGUUCCGUGUCACAGGCCUAAAACCAGACCUUCAGUCCAGUGCUCUUUUGCCUGCUUCAUAAUCGUAUAUGGUAGAGGCUGGGACUGGUGGGAAGGAAACCUAGGUGGCAAGAACACCUGUGUCUGUUUUCCUGUCCUCAGGGCCUAACACAGUGGCACUUGAUCGUCACCGUGUGCUUACUGAAGGAAAGCUCUGGCAGAACCAGCUCCACUGUCCCUAGAAAAGUUUAAGGGAAGUGUGGGCAGGGCAAAUGUAGAAACAGUUUACUUUAGCAGCCGGGAAUGAACCUCAGACAAAUUCUUCACAUGUAUCUGGUUUAAAUCUCCCCUAGGCUUCAGUCCAGGCCCUGAAUGGCUGGUCUCCAGUUGGCUCCACAUCUGCCUGUGGGCGUUAUGUUCCCACAUAAUAAAACGGAAGCUCCAGGGCUCCACUCAGCCCAGCAAGACCCUUAUGAACAAGGUGACUCUUCCCAGAGAUCUUCGAUGGGGCAGAACAAUUUUCAGCAGAAACUUCUGAGCAACAAAGAGUUGGCAGUGGAUAAUGUCUACUCUCAACCCAAAUGGAACCCGCGCACACAAGCCCGGAGCCACUUUUAUCCCCACUGUGCUGAAAUCAGCCAGCGAGACAUGGGCAGUGAUCUCCAGGGCCAGGGAAAGUGUUUGUUUUCCCCACGUUCUCAGUCGCGGUAUCCCAAAGCAAAUGACCAGGACUUUAUCCCCUUUACAAAGAAGCGAGUUGGGGUGGACCGAGCAUACCCUCUGAAACCCAUGGUCUACCGGAAGUCUCAUAGUUCAGGUGAGGCCAGCACUGAUGGGGACCAGAAUGUCUACCUGAGACCCCCUGAGUCAAGAGAAUUUUCAGACAGCAAUUUUGACUUGAGGAUUGGGGUGAACUCAUCUGUCCUUGCUGACUUGCAGGGAGAGAAGGCCAUGGCAAACCUCCGAAGAACUGAGUGGCUGCAGAUCCGAAGACUGGAAGCUGCAGGGGAGAGCUUAGGGGAGGAAAUACGAAGAAAGGAGAUUCUCCUGAGGGAAAAGUUGAAGAAGACAGAAGAGGAACUCAGACGGAUCCAGAAGGAAAAAGAACAGGCCAAGGGAAAUGAAGACAGAGGGCUACAGAGAAUGAUCCUUCCUAGGAGGAAAGUUAAAGGUAAUAACAGCAACAUGACAUACAAACCUGUCUUCUCCCCAGAAUUUGGGUCUGAAGAGGUGUUCAGUAGAGACAGGAGAGAGGAUGAAACUUGGGGACAGCCUCAAGAAAAUUCUAGCUCAUUCCUGUUCUCUGAUCAUAGAAUCCAGAGGCUUAAAAGGGAAAGGCUGGUGGCAAGCAAAAACAAAAUCCGAGACCAAGCCUCAGGGCCAUUAGUGGCCAAGUUCUCUCAGCCUUCAGAAGAGCCAAGCAGUACUUUGGAGAGAUCCACCAGAAGUUCUAGCCCGUCCAGGGUGCCAGGCUCCUCAGGUUCCAGCUGCUCCACGGAAGAGCCAGAACUGGGCAAGUGCAGCCACUGUGGACGCACUUUUCUCUUGCUCAGACUGGAGAGACACUCCACCGUCUGCGGCAGGAUGCAGGGUUCCAAGAGGAAAGUGUUCGACUCCUCCAGGGCCCGGGCCAAGGGCACAGAAUUAGAGCAGUACUUGAAUUGGAAGGGACCAACUGCAGUCAAGGUGGAACCUCCUCAGAAGAACAACUGGAGGCAGAAGCACGAAUCUUUCAUCCAUACCCUCCGUCAUGCCCGGGAGAUCCAGCAGAUAAUUGCCAAAGGUGGAAAACCCUCAGAUUUGCAUCCCAUCCUGCCUGCAGAAAACCCAGACUAUGUUCAGUGUCCUCACUGUAGCCGCCACUUUGCUCCCAAGGUGGCUGAGCGACACGUUCCCAAGUGUAAGACCAUCAGGAACCGUCCUCCACCUCCACGGAAGCAGUAUAGUUGAGCCGGCAACAGUGGAAACCUCCUUGGGUAGUUCAGAAUGUUCUGCUUCAGCAAUGAACAGACGUAGAAUAAUUUGAUGUAAAGCAAAAGCAGACAAAACUUUGCCUAGAACUGCCUGCAGAGCCAGAAACAAUGACAGCAGUUGCUAGGCACCAAGAGGCAGGAGGAAGACCCAACUUCCCACUAAAUUACAAACUCUACUGUGUACCUUAUGGUCUUGCCCUAGGAACUGAUGGUGAAGACAGAACAGCAAGCAGCCUACAUUAAAGCUGUCUUCUUGCAAGCCAGACUGUGGUUUGUACGAGUGAAGUGCCUGUAUUUGGCUGUGCCUCUUGGUCAUGGUACAUGUGUAUGGUUUCUGUUAAUACUUCUAGCUCUUGCAAGAGGUCGAAGUUUUGGGAUGAGCUGGGGUCAGAGGCCCAUGGUCACCCAGAUGGUAACUCUUACAAAAGAUAAUGAGAUUUUGCCACAAGACAUUAUGAAUGGAAGCCUAUCCUUGGCCUCCCUGGGGCAUGGUCCUGGCCAAAUGCCAAUAAAAGUAUGUGAUGUUAGGGCACAAAAUAUCCUAAAUCUUCCCUGUGGUGUACUGUGUAAUAAAGGAAACAUCUUUAUGUACUUUACAGGGUAGGGGUUGGGGGAAGCUCAUUAUACUCCCUACUUGUUCUUUAUUCUAAUGGGUUUCAUAUGUUGAAAAAAAGAAAAAGAAAGGAAGAAACUGCUAGUCCUCUUGCUUUCA
Molecule: messenger RNA, 3237 nt
Organism: Sciurus carolinensis (gray squirrel)
Lineage: Eukaryota; Metazoa; Chordata; Mammalia; Rodentia; Sciuridae
Gene: Zc2hc1c
Product: zinc finger C2HC-type containing 1C
Exons: 2
Coding region: 925-2502 (525 amino acids)
Source: RefSeq, a predicted model, not a curated record